ACUGGAGACAAUAAUUGGCUUCUGUCGCCUCCUUGUGGUUAUUAGAAAGAAUGCAGCCUCACGCUGCAAUUAAGAUGCCUUCGACCUACCACGGGUUUCUUUUCAGGCGUUAAGUCAACUUUGACUUUACUCAAUAUUAAUGUGGAUAUAAAUUAAUUAAACUUAAACUUGGAGUAUGUCAGGAUUUGCGUGUAUUUCCACUGUCCACCACAUGAAGGCAGUGUGGCGCCUGGCCGACUCGUUCGCAUCUAGCUCUUGGCAACAAUGUAGUUGUUGUCAAACGUUGCUAAGGAAGUCGCCGGGCUACUUUACGCAAACCAUUCUUAGGGUCAAAACGACGGUAAAGUGGGUGUAAAUUUACAAUAAUAUAACAUUAGUGACACUAAGGAUAUAUGGGAAGUCUAAAUAAUUCACAGUGGCUUCCACAGUGUAAUGUUCUCCAAACGUUAGCUUAGCUAGCCCCGGCAGUGCUAACGCAGCAGGGUUGCUCCCUUUUUAGUUUGUUUAGUUACUAGCAGAUUUAUUUUAUUAUGAUAGGUCAUUCGUUUCUGUUGAGGCGAUGAAACAAGUGGAGUUUGCGAUAAAUGUAGCUAAAGGUCGCACCGGCGCCGAUUUAGCUGUUCGCUAGUCCGAGCAUGUAGCUUAGCUUGUGGCUAACCUCCAACAACAACAGACAUGACAGAGAAUGGAGUGGACAGCAGUCCGCCCUGUGACAGCUCAGAAACAGUUGUCGGUGACAGCAGGACGCCCAAGACCACAAGCAAGCUCUGCAAAGACUUCAACAACACUCUCAAACUGCAACAGGCUACAAGGAAUGCUGCAGGGGACAGUCCUUACCAGCCUCGACCGCCCUCACUGCCCAGAACAUGGAAGGGCAGGAAGGUGGGCAUGCCAGAGGAGACUGUCCGAGCCAGGAGGCUAAGAUCCAGCCAGGAGAGCCUGAGCGACCCGGUGGGCUCGUCCACAGACUCCCUUAAGGAGGACCAAACCGUUUCACCCACAGGCGGGUUGGCUCUGAGUCCUGCAUCCCCACUCAAGAGUGACCCCAUCGUGGGCUCUUCUGCCGCAUCAGGACCCGCCGUCUAUCGAAAGAGAGGGGGCAGCCUCUCCGAGUAUGAGCACAGACCGACCAGCCAGGAGCAGCACGACUCCCCAGAGCUCCGGGUGAGGUCUGCCCGGGUGCGCCUGUCCCCGCUGCAGCCCACCGGGCCGCUUCCGCCCCUCCAGCAGAAUUUGGUGUCCACGGCCCUGAGGGCAGCUAAUAGGAUUGACAAGGAUCUUUUGGAUUAUGGGGUGAGGAGCGGGCAGAGGCUCAAUCGAAACCUGAGCGAGAGCCGGCUUCUGGACGACGCCCUGUUGGAUAGUGUGUCCGUCAACUCCAUGAGGUCCACCAGCAGCGUGCUGAGCCCCAUCAAGCCUCAGGAUGUGAGGAACAGGAGUUUCCUGGAGGGAGGCGGCCUGGGGAGCGGCGCCCUACUGGGGGUGGAGGAGCUCACACGCUACUUUCCCGACAGGAGGCUGGGGCUCUACAUCGUCACCUGGAACAUGCAGGGGGAGAAGGGCUUGCCAUCCAACUUGGACGACCUCCUCCUUCCGGCUGACUCUGAAUUUGCACAAGACUUUUACAUCAUCGGGGUGCAGGAAGGUUGUCCCGACAGGAGGGAGUGGGACACACGCCUGCAGGAGACGCUAGGGCCGCACUACGUCAUGCUGUACGCGGCGUCACACGGCGUCCUGUACCUCACUGCGUUCAUCAGAAGAGACCUCAUCUGGUUCUGUUCGGAGGUGGAACACGCCACGGUCACAACCAGGAUCAUCUCACAGAUCAAGACGAAAGGGGCUGUGGGCAUCGCUUUGACCUUUUUUGGCACUUCCUUCCUCUUCAUCACAUCCCACUUUACCUCUGGAGAUGCCAAAGUGUAUGAGAGGAUUUUGGACUACAACAAAAUCGUGGAAGCUUUAGCGCUCCCUAAAGGACUACCUGAUACCAACCCGUAUCGCUCAACCUCAUCUGAUGUCACCACGAGGUUCGAUCAGGUCUUCUGGUUCGGAGAUUUCAACUUCCGGCUGGGUCACGACCGGGCCGGCGUGGAGAGCAUCAUCGAGCACACAGCGGGGGGAGACAUGGCCGCACUGCUGGUGCACGACCAGCUCUCCAAGGAAAUGAAAGACGGCUCCAUCUUCAAGGGCUUUCAAGAGGCCCGCAUCCACUUCCUGCCGACGUACAAGUUCGACAUCGGCAGCGACAUCUACGACACCACCGCCAAGCAGAGGAUACCUUCGUACACGGACCGGAUUUUGUUCCGGACCAGGUACGUCGACGACAUCCACGUGCUCAAGUACACCAGCUGCUCCAACAUCAAGACCUCGGACCACCGGCCUGUUGUCGGCGUCUUCCACGUCAAACUGAAGGCAGGCAGAGACACGAUUCCUCUGGGAGCGGGCCAGUUUGACCGCGUCUUGUACUUGGAGGGCAUCAAGAGGCGGAGCACCAGGGAGCUGAAGAUGAGGGAGGCGAUGAAGAACCAAAGCAGCGUGUGCGCCAUCUCUUGAAACAUUUCCAAAAUGCCUUCUGAGAGAAGAGCGAGCGACGAGCUCCCUCUGCAAGACGUGCAUGAGCAUGACUCACCCUUGGUUGAAACGGGUGAAAGCAGAGUGGGCGUGGCUGCACGUGAGGGCAGGAACCUUGACACAGCAGUCAGUGCCGCUCCAAACACAACAGAGCAGCAACUAAGUUUUAAUGUGUGUUUUUAUGGUCAUACUGCUACAUCAGUGUUAAAAUGCCUUGUAACUUUUGUAGUCAAGUCAUGAGGCGCUGCUACUUUAAUGUCACACUUGAUGGUAUAUUUUACUACAUUCAUGAUGCCUUACAUGCCUCAUAAUACGUGUAGCUUUGGAUGCCAUUAAUCCAUGUAAUGAACCACCAUGCAAUGAUCUGGCAUUCCCUGUAAAAAGACAAAAAGUGCCUGUUUGCAUUUCCUCAGGAUCGCUUUAUCCGCAUCUUUUUCUACAGAUAAACAAUAAUAAAAAAAACUUUCUUUUUUAAAUGU
Molecule: messenger RNA, 3050 nt
Organism: Dunckerocampus dactyliophorus (ringed pipefish)
Lineage: Eukaryota; Metazoa; Chordata; Actinopteri; Syngnathiformes; Syngnathidae
Gene: inpp5e
Product: inositol polyphosphate-5-phosphatase E
Exons: 10
Coding region: 676-2553 (625 amino acids)
Biological process (GO): phosphatidylinositol dephosphorylation
Molecular function (GO): inositol-polyphosphate 5-phosphatase activity
Source: RefSeq, a predicted model, not a curated record